CUGACUCCAGCUCGGGGGCUGCUCAUUCCCCCGAUGAGCGAGGGCAGCGGCACAGGGAGAGCCCCCUCCCCGCGCGCCGCCGCUCCGCGCUCGGGCUGAAGUUUUGCACGAGGAUCUGCCCCGCUCUCGCAAGGAUUGUACCGGCUGCCGUUCGACUUUGCGCCUCCAGACGUGCCUUCCCCGACCCCUAAGAUGAAGAGGGCGAUAGCUGAAGGAAGCAAACUGCUGAUUUUGGUGUUUUGCUUGAACAUCCAGUCAGAAGUGGAGUCUUGCCCUGGGGCGUGUGUAUGCUACAGCGAACCGAAGAUUACGAUAAGUUGUCAGCAGCAAGGACUGACAGCAAUCCCAACAGAGAUACCCAUCCAGAGCCAGCGCAUCUUCUUGCACAACAACAAGAUAACCCUUGUGAGGUCCACCAGCUUCACCUCCUGUCGCAACAUGACAAUUCUUUGGAUCCACUCCAACAACAUCAGCCUCAUUGAGCCUGGAGCCUUCUAUGGACUCAGCAAACUGGAGGAGUUAGAUCUCAGUGACAACACAAACCUGAAGUCUAUCAAUCCUGUCACAUUCCGUGGUCUUGUUCACCUCCACACCUUACAUCUGGAUCGAUGUGGGCUCCUGGAACUCUCCACAGGGCUUUUUCGGGGAUUGUUUUCCUUGCAAUAUCUCUACCUUCAGGAUAAUAAUCUACAGAACCUGCUGGAUGACACUUUCAUAGAUCUCGCAAACCUCACCUACCUGUUUUUGCAUGGUAACAAAAUCAAGAGCUUGUCAGAGAACGUCUUUCGUGGGCUAAUCAACCUUGACCGUCUGCUUCUGCACCAGAACAGAGUCAGCCUGGUUCACCGCCGGUCUUUUCAUGACCUUGGGAAAGUGAUGACCUUAUAUCUAUUUAACAACAACCUGACCGUGCUCACAGGGGAAACCAUGGCUCCUCUGGUGUCCCUCCAGUACCUUCGCUUAAAUGGCAACCAGUGGAUCUGCGACUGCCAGGCUCGAUCCCUCUGGAAUUGGUUUAGGCAGUUUAAAGGAUCGUCUUCGGAGCUAGAGUGCCACCUUCCACCCCAUCUGGCAGGGAGAGACCUCAAAAGGCUGCAGAGCUCUGAUUUGGAAGGAUGCGUCGACUCUUUCAACCAGAUUCGAACAAGUGUUUUUAGCACUAAGACCAGGUCUGGUAAACUGCCCACCGGGAACCCUCCUCUCAGCUCCCAUGAUGGCUCUGUGAAGUGCUGCCAGCCAGAAAUGGAUAAAUCUUUUAUAUAUGAAGCUAAAGGCAAGGCAGGUCCUUCUUCCCACAGCAGCCGGCCAUCCUCCAACAACCCUCUCAAGGAUAAGGAGAAUAUGUCCAAAACCAAGUACAUUGAGACAGACCGUUCCAAAAAUAGCAGCAACAAGCAGAUAAAUGAUUCCCCUUUUGGGACCUUCCCCAGCAUUGUAGACCCUCCAAUGACCAAGUUGAAACCAGAGUUUCUAGAGCCUAUUGAACCUUCCACAGUCCCAACCAAAAAGAGGCAGGGCUGCUCUAAAAAGAACAAAUCAAAGGCCCAGUGCCGCCUCACCCAGCAAGGAAACAGCUCCACGUUACAGCUCAGCCUAAGCCUUUUGAUCCCUCCCUUGGUGUGGAGCUUACUGUUAUUCUGCUAAAAUUAACUCUUUUCCUGGGUUGAUGACACUUUAAUACAAGACUUUUGCUGACCUCCAUAAAUGUUACAAACGAAAGCAAACUACCAUUCACCCUGAGAAAGCUUUGUUACACAAAAGUUAACUGGAUGCCUUUAUAAAAAAACAAACAAACAAACAAACAAAAACAAGACAUAAAAAAAAAAGACAGACACCGAGAUGUACAUAAUUUAUUUGUCCUAAAACCUGUGAAUUAUACCUUUGAUCUUCGGAACUGCACUUGCCCACAAAGCAGCUUUUGCUACAGCAGAUGAUAAAGAAAUAUGGUUUAUUUACAGGAAAAAAAAAUGUGUAAGAAAUGCUCUGAAAAGAAUGUCUAAAAUUUGUUUGUAACUUGACAUCACACUAAACAAUAUUGCAGGUUCCCAUUUGCAGAGGUAAUGAAUUUGAUGCUGUUUUAAUCCUAUGUUUAUGAAUAU
This is a messenger RNA of Cygnus atratus (black swan), 2099 nucleotides long. RefSeq names its product reticulon 4 receptor (gene RTN4R). Gene Ontology annotation, cellular component: plasma membrane. The transcript is spliced from 2 exons. The record is from RefSeq and is a predicted model, not a curated record. Gene Ontology annotation, molecular function: protein binding. Lineage: Eukaryota; Metazoa; Chordata; Aves; Anseriformes; Anatidae. Bases 193 to 1644 code for a protein of 483 amino acids.